UUCUCAGUUCAUGCUGAACAGAUCAAUGUUUGCAGCCAUGAUGCGUCACACCGUAAUUCUUAUUCUGCUUUUCAAAAUUUCAUUUGGACUCCACCAUCAUUUUGUUGUGAAUCCUCUAGAGACUUUAAUUACAGAGCUCAAUAAUGGAGAUAAAUGUAUAUAUAUGAGUGAUGCGACAACUUUUCAAAAUGUUUCCUCUGUCGCUACGUUUGUAAAUACAUUUGUGGAUGCUGUCAAUUCCUCAAAGUUGCUGACUUCACUCUUCAACAUCACGAACGCCAAACCUGAACAAUACAGCCAGUUCAAAUACAGAUUUAUUGCUGACGUAUUUCGGAGCCGUUUCGACGAUGCCAAUGAAAUCGCAGCCACUGCUGUCCGUCCAAUAGCCAAAUAUUUUGAUGUCCUUCCUUUGCCAGCAAUGAUCAGAGUUUAUUCCAAUUUCUUGGCCGACUUCUUUUUUGCAGAAGAAAUGCUCACUACCCGUAAUGCAAAAUCACUAGCUCAGAAGUACAUUAAUUCGAUGGAAAAAAUCGCCAAACAUUACAAAAUAAAUAAAUUUGAUUCGGAUUGCGAUCGCAAAUUUCAAGCUAUUGGCGAUGGAACUCGCAAUUUCUUCUUUUCUUUAGUGGAACCAUCACUUUCAGAAACAUGGGAGUUAGCUCUCUACUACGCGCAUGAAUGGUUGUUGGCUGCUCUUGACUAUGGAGAUCUGAAAGAUUUAACUUUUAAAAAAAGAGGAUAUUUGUAAAAAAAGUAAAUGUUAAGAAAUUUUUGUUUCGCAUAAUUUUUUCAUAAUAAUAAAUCGAUAAAAAUGAUGCAAAUGUUUCGAUUAAAAUAAAUUUCCCAACACUUUUCUAGGUACAAUUCGGUUUUAACGGUGAUCAAAAAGAGCGAAGAAAAAAUGUCCCCAAAUUAUAAAAAUAUACUCAAGUGCAUAAACCAUAUGCUGAAUAAUUGACGAUUGAAAUCGCCGAAUUGGCGAAAAGUUUUCUUGGCGCUUUUUGAUUGACUUUACAACCGAUAAGUACCCUUUUCUAAUGAAUGGAAGUUGUAUGCAUGGUUGAACUAACGGGAGUGGUCUCAUGAAAAUUUCUGUAAUACUCUACAAUAAAUAUAUUGUAUUAUAUUGAUAAAUGCAUGUUAUCUGUAAACAAUACUUACGAAUGUACUUAUUAGAGUGAGGUAGCUGGCGAUUUUUUUUCUGAAUUAAUCGGCAGGAUGUUAAUAAAUGUGUAUUUUUGACACCUAUUUUACAACCAAUAAAUCUCAAAUUUGAACCAAAAUUACAAUCGUGGUCACAAAAUCAUAUUCAAAAUUACAUAUAUUAAAGUUACUACAUUUUUUGAGUUAUUGUAUUUGCAUAGGUUUGGAAAUAAAGAAAACUUCCGACUCGCUCGCUUCUUCGCCUUCUCCUCGCUUCUUCUCCUCCGCUCGCUUCUUCUCCGACACUCGCUUCUUCACCUUAGAUGUUAAAUCUGUUUACCAAAUUUUAUCUAUUUAAUACUCUUUGUUAACAAAAGAUUUUUCCACAUUUGGAACAUCCAGUAAACAAGGAAAAAUUUUUUAAAAUAAACAAA
Messenger RNA from Argiope bruennichi, 1577 nucleotides. RefSeq lists its product as uncharacterized. The record is from RefSeq and is a predicted model, not a curated record. Lineage: Eukaryota; Metazoa; Arthropoda; Arachnida; Araneae; Araneidae. The transcript is spliced from 3 exons. Bases 11 to 748 code for a protein of 245 amino acids.